AUGAUUCCAAUAGAAAACAUAAUCUUUGAUGAAUUACAUGCUCUCUUACGAAUUACUGAUAGACUCUGGGAAUUGAUGCUUGCAGAAAUCCAAGAAAAUGGUUUGUUUAAUGAUCUGACACGAAGUGUUAUUUUGGGUGAAAUGCAAAGAUUAAAAGUGUCUUUUCACUUCUGGGAAGAUGAAAAAUCUCACGUUUGGAAAUAUACAUCUCUUAUGGGAGAUGACAAAAAAACUGUUUUGCAGUUUUUUAAUUUAAAAUUACUCUUCAAACCUUCUCGUGCAGAAUUAAUUCGUAAGCUUUGGGAUGGAUUUUAUGAAUUGUAUUGUGCCCUCCGAAAUAAAAAUACAGAUCCAGCACAAUUAAAGCAGCAAUCUCUUGAGUGGUUAUCUCUGUUUCUCACUCCAUCACAAGGAAAUCCUUCUCGUCCAAAAAUAUAUGUUCGAGGAUUAUAUAUGCCAAAUCAGAUAACCCCUUAUAUGCAUGCAUUGGUUUAUCACGGGUGGGAACUUUUAGAAAAGCAUAAAAGAUGGGGUUUUAAAGCAUUUUCUUGUUCUGCUGUUGAGAAAAAGAACCAUAAUCAAGUCUCUACUUUUUUUCGUAAAACACUCAAAAAUGGUGGUGAUUUGCUUAAACGAAAAUCCGCAAUACAGGAGAUAAUAGAAUAUGAAAAUAGAUCACUUUAUUUUAAUUACAAUGUAUUAUCCAAAUCUCCAAAAGUUAAGAGAAUUCGCAUUAAAUAA
Rhizophagus irregularis DAOM 181602=DAOM 197198 is the source of this 741-nucleotide messenger RNA. RefSeq lists its product as uncharacterized. The record is from RefSeq and is a predicted model, not a curated record. NCBI's taxonomy places the organism in Eukaryota, Fungi, Glomeromycota, Glomeromycetes, Glomerales, Glomeraceae.